AGAUUCCGUACACCUUCCACAACGGAUAUAAAUGGAAUACGACAGGUGUGUGGAAACCACGGUAUUUGGGCCGGUGGAGUACCAUAUGUUAUUGACGCUGUCUUUUCAUCUGAUCAAGUGGCAUUUAUAACCCAACGAAUGUGCAGUAUCGGUAACCGGACCUGUGUCCGCUUCUUCCCGCGGUCAAACGAAAAGGAUUUUAUUAAGAUUGUUAGUCGCCAUGGGUGCUGGUCAUAUGUCGGGCGGCAAGGCGGGAAACAGCUGGUAUCUCUUGAGAUUCUGAAUGAAAACGGCCAAAGCUGUCUCAACGGAACAAGCGUAGAACACGAACUACUCCACGUUUUAGGUUUUCUUCAUGAACAUACCAGAAUGGAUCGCGAUGAAUUUAUAAAAAUAGAUUUGGACAAUGUGGAGGCAAAAUUUCGAGGCCAGUUUGCCAAAUACUCACGAAGGAAUUCCUGGUAUCGUCGCAUCCCUUACGACAUUCGGUCCGUUAUGCACUACGCGAGUGAAGCUUUUGCUCGCGAUCCCCAGAAACCGGUGAUAACAACGCUCACACUCCAGAACGCCGGUUCCAUAACACUAUCCGGGCUUAUCCGGCCGGCUACAGUAUUAAGCGACCUGGAUUACGAGCGGAUUAAUGAGGCGUACGGAUGCAGUCCGCAGUCCCCAGGUCUGACAUGUGGCGUCCCAUUAACCGGUAGCACCUCUGGUUACGGAUAUUCGGCAAAUGAUGACAGUUCUUGUGUUUAUCGAUCUUCGACUGGGCUUGAUGAUGGUUCAUCCGAUCCUGUUACCGACAACACUUGCAAGAAAUUCAAUCCAGGAUCCGCAGGUCAUCCCGGUUAGCUGAUUUGCGACUGAGACAACAAGUGAAGUUGACAAAUACAUGCUAAUUUUUCCAAGCGUUUUAGAAACGAUUGUUUGUUCAAGCACCCAUGUCAUUCACUUUUUCGACACAUAUUUCGUAUACAGCGAACAGAGCGAACCGCCGUUUGCAAAUUUAUUUAUGUGUGCUGGUUAAAAUCACUAAUGCACUGAAACUGCAUGAACAUUAAUCAGCCUCAAUGCAGUAUUUAAGAAUUCUCUUUCUCGAAUGCAAGCUGCUAAAGCUAAGCUUUAACUCGUGU
Paramacrobiotus metropolitanus is the source of this 1130-nucleotide messenger RNA. Its product is annotated as hatching enzyme 1.2-like. The transcript is spliced from 9 exons. Lineage: Eukaryota; Metazoa; Tardigrada; Eutardigrada; Parachela; Macrobiotidae. Gene Ontology annotation, biological process: proteolysis. The record is from RefSeq and is a predicted model, not a curated record. Gene Ontology annotation, molecular function: zinc ion binding; metalloendopeptidase activity. Bases 139 to 849 code for a protein of 236 amino acids.